Messenger RNA from Striga hermonthica, 549 nucleotides. Lineage: Eukaryota; Viridiplantae; Streptophyta; Magnoliopsida; Lamiales; Orobanchaceae. The record is from the annotation of a GenBank genome assembly.
AUGGACUUGAGAAACUGCGCGCUCGUUCUGUCGCUGCUGAUCGCACUCUCGGCCGCCAAGAAUCAUUCUCCGGCGCCGGCGGUGGACUGCUCGGAGAUCGUGGUGAAACUGGCGGACUGCCUCAGCUACGUGGCCGCGGACAACACGACGAGUGUGCCGAGCGCCUCGUGCUGCCAUGGCCUCACCGAGGUGCUGAGGGAAGGAGUCGAGACGGGCGGCCGAUGCCUGUGCGAGUCUUUCAAAAGCAGCCGUGAUAUGGGCUUAGAUCUCAACAUGGCAAAUGCCGUUGCCCUGCCCUCCGCCUGCAGGGUAUACACCUUCUCUGUCAGCAACUGUCGCCUUGGUCCUGCUCGUGCCCCUCUCCCAGCUUAUAAUAAAGCUGUCCCUCCAUCACCUGUACAUCAGAGGCCACUGAUAGUGAAUGCAGCCACUCAACUAUCCCCGUCCCCUUCGCCUGCCAUCUCGGGCUCGUCCCUGCUGCCGGCUGCGUCACUUUAUUUCUCCAUUCUUACAGUUUCUAUUGCCAUGUGCCUUAAUUCAUUACAUUGA